UAGUAGGGUCACUGAUCAACUGCCGUAUUUGACACAAGAUUGUAUCAUCAGCAUAAAAAUGGACAUUGGAGUUCUCAGAAUUUAUCGACAAUUUCUAGACUUGAUUUGAAAGAGCCAGUAAAAUGGACUACUACUGAUUGUGCAGUUAAAAUUAUGAAGUCUAUCAGAUAAAGUGUGUAUAGAUGGACGACUCAUUUGUUUCUUUAUCUUUAGGUGAACACCCACUCAUGGAUCUGACCAUCUGAAAGCAUCUGAAAAUCUACUGUACGGGACCAUACAAACCUACAUUAAAUGGUACAAAGUACAAGGAUGACAGAGAGGAAGCUUGACAGAACCCCAAAUGUACAAGCCUUGUUCAACAUCUCCUUCACAUGAAAAUCACUUCAUCCCUCACAAUGUCAUUCAGACGUGGAGUUCCUCCCAACACCAGUGUCUCGGUACUCCAUGACUUACUCAGCUCCUCCUCUCCCUCCACCACUACUCCAUCUCCAUCUUGCAGCAUAGACGAAUCCUACAAGUACAUCUUCCUCCCCAUCUGUUACUCUUUCACGUUCCUCUUCAGCAUCUUCCUGAACUCUGUCAUUCUCUACCGUUCCUUUCGCCAAACCAAGCGCUGGAAUGCCUCACUGAUCUACAUGGUGAACCUGGCAUCUACAGACUUCAUGUACGGCCUGUCACUGCCAUUCCUUGUGGCUAGCUACAUCAUGCGCGACCGCUGGGUCUUCGGGGACUUCAUGUGUCGCCUGGUCCGUUUUCUCUUCUACUUCAACCUCUACUGUUCCAUCUUCUUCCUCACUUGUAUCUCUGUCCACAGGUACCUCGGUAUCUGCCACCCGAUGAGAGUCAUCACCCUAGAGACUAAGAAGGCUGUCAAGAGCACUUGUAUCCUGGUUUGGAUUGUAGUGUUUGCUUUGACCUGCCCCAUCUUCCGGUUUGCUCAGACUGGUCAUGUGACAAGAACGGGUGGGCUUGGUGACAACGCAAGCAGUAUUGACAACCUAAGCCAUGAGGUGUCAUCGAUAAAUGUUAAUGCCAGCUAUGGUAACAUGGGAGGGGUCAUUGAAGAGUACCAGAACUGUUGGGAUGAUGCCAUAGAUAAGGAGUUUUCAGAUUACGUACCCUAUGGCAUCAUACUCCAUUUACUGGGUUUUUUUGUGCCUUUUUCCAUUAUUGCUUGGUGUUACUCUCACGUUGUUCUGACCAUAUUUAGGACUCUGCAUUCUCAGCCCUCAUCCCGCAGAGGUCUGAGCGAGGGGGGACGUGAAAGAAUAGCGAGGAAUGAGAGAAGUAGCCCUGCAAUAGUUGCAAGAGGUCCAAGAGGAAGCAAUGGACUGUCGAGGACAUUAAGAAGAGAUGAAGGGACUUCCAUUUUCCUUGGUGCCCACUCCCCUUAUGCCAAUCGCAGACGUAAAUCUAUCAAGACCAUCAUCACCAUCACCCUUCUCUUUGCCCUGUGUUUCUUCCCCUUUCAUGUUACAAGAACCAUCUUCCUCCUGCUAAAAGUGACCAAGGGAGUCCCCUGUCACACUAUGACCAUGGUGUCCAUGUGCUAUAAGAUCACGAGGCCUUUGGCGUCAUUCAACGCAUGGCUCAACGCCCUCCUUUACUUCCUGACUAAAGACAAGGGGGGAGCUCACUGCUGCCAGGCGGUAAGCACCUCCACCCAACAACAUGGUGGGCUUCUAUUGCCACUGAGGAUGAUGGGAAAAGGAGAGGAUGCAGAGGAGGGAGGGCUGGAAGACAGAAUUGACAAUAAGGAGAAUAAAACGUUUCACAGUCUGUCAUACAUGAACAGAGCAAAGGUCAGAUAUAUAGUUGAAUGAAUGUUUCCAUGAGGAAUGAAAGAAAUCAUUUUAGAUAAACUGUAGGUUGACUUUUACUGGAAAACAAAAUAUAUAUUAUAUGAUAUAAUAUAAUCACUGUAGCAAAAGCAAUGAUUGAGGAAGACCCAAGCUAGAAUUCUAAUAUGCCUUUUAUUUCUAAUUGUAUGUGCCUUAUUACUGGUCUGCUACCAGUCCUAUGAAAGUGACCCACUGAGUACAUGCAACGUGAAUGCAAAUGUGACAGCUCAUUAUGGUGAUAAUCUGUUAUUUUGUUUUAAGGGGUGUAUAUUUAUAAUGUGUUUCAGAUUAAACCAAGCAAAAAUGUUUCUACCUGUUCCGAAUGGCUACAUUCGAAAAGCCCAUGGUCAUAGAAAGGGACACUUUCAGACAGUCUCUCCAUGAAGGCAUACUUGUAUACCUUUUCACACCUUGCCAGUGGCAGUUGUAAAGUGGGUGUGUAAAUUGGCUUGCAGGUUUUAGGAAGUUACAAAUAUUGUUGCGGUCGGCAAGUGUUUGAUGAGGGGGUUCAGAUGCUUAUCUGACAAACUGUGUUUGGCAAGCUAUACUGUUGUUGUGGUGUGACAUUAGAUAUGCAAGUGUUUUGUGAAUAUUCUGUUGAUAGUGUGCUGGUUACUUUUGACUUGGAAAUAAAUACACUUCAUUUGGAGAAUCAGAAAUGGCAAAAUAAAAUGCAUUUUAAUCUGGGAAGAUACGCUAAAUCGAUCCGACGCUCCACUUAUAUG
Anarrhichthys ocellatus (wolf-eel) is the source of this 2566-nucleotide messenger RNA. Its product is annotated as P2Y purinoceptor 3-like. The coding region runs from base 372 to 1823 and encodes 483 amino acids. The transcript has a single exon. Gene Ontology annotation, biological process: G protein-coupled receptor signaling pathway. Gene Ontology annotation, cellular component: membrane. Gene Ontology annotation, molecular function: G protein-coupled receptor activity; oxysterol binding. NCBI's taxonomy places the organism in Eukaryota, Metazoa, Chordata, Actinopteri, Perciformes, Anarhichadidae. The record is from RefSeq and is a predicted model, not a curated record.